Molecule: messenger RNA, 2400 nt
Organism: Spirodela intermedia
Lineage: Eukaryota; Viridiplantae; Streptophyta; Magnoliopsida; Alismatales; Araceae
Source: the annotation of a GenBank genome assembly
AUGCUCUCAUCGCCGCCACACCACGCCUUCCUCUGUUCUGUCCCCUCGCCGGCCGCCACCCACCGCCGGCGAGCCGCCGUCGAUCGCCUGGGACUCGCCGGAAGGAACAGAGGAGGAGGAGGAAAUGUUGAGUUUGACGCGGAUGAGGAGCAGCUCUCCCCGCCCCGCGUCGCCGGCGCCGGCUCCACCGCCGGCGUUAUCUCCAGCCCCUCCAACCCCUUCGUCAAGCACUGCGUCAAGCUCCGUCAGAGCUCCUCCUACCGCCGCUCCUGCGGGAUGGCCGUCGUCGUCGGCCUCACGCCGAUCAGGUGCUCGUCGGAUUCCCCACGUCGACUGGUUGGCUCCGUGGCUUCUUUGCCUCAUCCAUUGGCAUCCACUGUAGGGAGAUCGCGUGGAGAGAAACUGAUCGCCGAGGCGGAUCGGAGGAGGGGCCGUUGAUUAAUUCCUUGCUCUUGUUGGACGUGCCAGAGGCAUCGUCGUCAGCCUCACCGGUCCUCCUCGGCGAGCUCGGCAUCAAUGGCGGCAGCGGUGAUUCUUCUUCUGCAGGGGCCCGGGUUGUGCGAGUGAGCUCCAUGGUGAUGAAGAAGCUCACGGGGCUUCAGUCAACGGAUUCCACCGAGGCGGUCGCCGUAAUGAAGAUCCCCUCCAGCUUUCACGAUGUGGGAGGCAGGCCGAGGGAGGCAGCGGGUUGCAGUAGCUGGUUCUCUUCUCCGCCUCGCCGCCUUCUGGUCCUCGAUGGAAUUCAGGUCCUCCCCCGGGUUCUCUUUUCACAAGAAUUUUGAAAAUUUUCUGAAAUAAAAUUCUCAACUCCAGUAAAUUUACGGGGAUUUUUCUUCCUGUUUCUUUGCUAUGAUUUAUUUAUAUACGAGUAUUCUUUUUCUAUGAUUCAUUUAAGAGAUGCAUCCGGUUAAAAAUUCUAUGGUAAUAUAUGGAAACCUGCUCAUGGAAAUUCACAAACAUUUCCUCUGAUCUUCUUCCGAUUUCUAGAAAUUUGGGACAUGAAUUCUGGAUGGAAAAUAAAAUAAAAAAACGUUUUAUUUCCUAUACAUUGUUAUGGUAGUUUAUGAAACCUUUCACAUCGGUUCAUCUAUUAUCUGUCUUCAUCAAUCUGAGAGUAUUAUUCUUUCUUGAAAAAUAUUUGAUGGUUUUGCAUCAUUUCCCGUAUGCUCUCAUCAUUUGUUCGUUUUCAAUGCAGGAUCCAGGAAAUAUUGGGACAUUGCUGAGGUCAGCUAUGGCUUUCAGAUGGGUAGGUUUGCCCAAGAGUUUGGUCUUUACUUCGCCUUCUAGCUGUAAUUCUUCCGCAUAGGUUAAUUUCCCAGAAGAGAAGGGCAUCUUUAGGCAUCAUUUUUCAUAAUGUUGAUUUAACUUACUCCAAACACACCGUUAGAAUGGCAGAGACAACAACAUAAAUCUCUCUUUGAGAAAAAAAAAUCAAAAUUUUCAGAAUAAAAGGGAAGCUUCUCUGUUUACCACGCAGAAACCAUGCUUUGAAUUUUUUUUGUUUUAACCAGGGAAAACAAUUAUGCUGGGAUAUUUCUUCCUCGUCCAUCUUCAUGCGUUUCUUUGGGAUGCAGAAACAGACAUCUUAAUGUCAUUCUAGUGGCGUGAUUAUGAAUCCUGGUGUCGAAUAGUUUUCGUGAAUAAAAUUUUCAUAUUAACAAAAUGGAAACAAUUUCCAUUUAAUUCCAGUUGUCCUGAUGUUUUUUCUUCUCCUUGAAAUUUCCUUCCAGGAAUUGACACAAGUGGUCACAGUAGUCACUCGAAAUCUAAGAAUAUCGAAUCUGAAUCACUAGUAGGACUCGCUUUGUUCAUUACAAUAGCCAAUAUCAUUGCCUUUUAGGAGCAUUUUGACAAAGGGUUUAUUAUAGGAUUCGCCUCAUAGACAAAGGGUUUGGGCUGGGCUUCUGGCUAGCCUGGACCAUCGACGAACUCUGAUUCUCCUUUUUUCUAUCUUCUUGUGGGAACACUGGUCGAUUUCUCUGCCAACAGGAUGGUGUCUUUCUUCUUCCCGGAUGUUGUGAUCCCUUCAAUGAGAAGGCUCUCCGAGCAGCUCGGGGGGCCUCCUUCCAGCUGCCCAUCAUAUCUGGGGACUGGGUUCAUCUGGAGGUUCUGAAGACUGAAUUCCGAAUGAAGAUGCUUGCCGCCCAUCCAGAAGAUAUUAAUGCAAACUACAGAGGAAAAGUUUCUCAUACCCUGUCUCAGGAACUGGCAGACUCUUUGGCAGAGGAUCCUCUCUGCUUGGUGUUGGGCAGCGAAGGGCAAGGCCUCUCCCAGGAGGCCAUGCAUGGGUCUGAUCUCGUCAACAUUCCAAUGGCGGGUAACUUUGAAUCCCUCAAUGUUUCUGUUGCUGGUGGGAUUUUUAUGUUCACUCUCCAAACUCAAUAUUGGGGAAAUCUUUGA